AUGCGAUGGGCUGGUGGUGAAUUUCGGCGGUGAGUUUGAUCGGAUUUGUUAUAGUAGUCGCACAAGAUGUCACGUAUGUCUUAGAAAAAGUUAUCUAAAAUUUGAGCCAAUAUUUACCACAUUCUGAAUGUCGCAAUCGUAGCACUUCCACUGGUGCGCUACGACUUUUCGGGCGGCGACAAUUUGGGUCAAAGACUAGAGAUCGCGUCGGUUCGUCGUUAUAUGCAUAUGGAAGCUAACAGAAGGCUUAGUUAGCAGAAAUAAUAAGAUUGAUCCGGCCUUUGGAUAGUUUAUCGCAUAUUUUGAGGUAUUUUGCAUCUACUCUUAUCAAAAAUAUCUAUAGAUAAAAGUUACGGAUCAUUGUUUCUUGCCGCAAAUUUUGGUGUUCUACAUGUCACAAUAAUUCAGGGGAAAGAAAACUAACGUUAGCAAUAGCCUAAAUUAGGAAAAGUGGACAUAUUGCAGUGGUCUCCGCCGAGCCUCGGCCGAUAAUCCAACGGCUUUGCCGAGCCCAGUAGGCACUUCCUACAACCUUUUUUUGGGCAUGCACCUGACCUACGCCCCUAUCGAUCGAUUUUAUUUCAAUGCGUUCGUCAAAUCUCCGCCGAGCCUUGGUCGAGCGUGCGCCGAUCAUCCAGCGGCUUUACUAGGCCUUUUUUUGGCUAUCCACUUGCCCUACACCCCGAAUCGAUCGAUCUUGUGUUGACCUGAACUGUCGUUGAUCCAAAAGUCGGGACGCGUCCUCAGUUAGUUAGAAAAUUCCUUUUUCUAGGCAAGCAUGCUUCAUCCUAGGCCUUGUGAUAUGCUGUAUAUUUUUCAGCUUUCUUAAACACCUCAACCAAAAUAAUCGGCCUCGAAUAUACCUGUUUUUUCUGCUACUCCUCAAGCUCUAUUAUCUAUGUUAUUUCUUCACACGGACCUACAACGAAGACCCAUCCCUUUUUCAAAUCAUCAAUUCUACCAAAGAUGUUGAUAUCUCCAUUUUGAUGAUGCAUAAAAUCGACCGAGAAGACUUCAAUGUGAAAAAGAAAGCAGUCGUUCGAAGAAGAGCCAAAAGAAGUGUUAUAAUGCCCAAAAACUUUACCCAAAUCUUUGACCGGUUUGAUGGGCUGAUAAAGGACGAUAUUGGAAGGUAA
Bursaphelenchus xylophilus (pine wood nematode) is the source of this 1136-nucleotide messenger RNA. Lineage: Eukaryota; Metazoa; Nematoda; Chromadorea; Rhabditida; Aphelenchoididae. The record is from the annotation of a GenBank genome assembly.